AUGACGCGCCGGAACAGCCUGGCGCUGCAUCUCACGGCCCUCGCCGCGCUCUCCUCCGUCGCGCAGCUGCCCAUCCUCGUCGGGGCCGAGGACCUCGACGCGGAGGACGUGCCGCCCGAGUGCGUGCCAGUCUGCGCGUCGAUCGUGGCGCUCACGGCGCGGUGCGAGGCGCAGACGAAGCAGCGGUUCGGGGACAUUGACAAGCGGCUUCUCCACGACGGAACGGUGGACUUUGAGGCGCGGCGCAGACACGUUUUGGCGCCGGAGAGGGUGCGGAGGAGGAGGCAACGACUGGAGGAGAGGAUGCGGAGGCGGCAGGUGCAGUCGGACAGCGACUCCGACUCGAGCGGCGACGAGGCGCCGCCGCAGGUUGUGGCGGCGGCGGAAAGGGAGGAGAAGGAGUGCGUGUGUCAGGAUACGUCGUUUGAUGUGUUUGGAGCGAUGAAUGGGUGCGCGGGAUGUAUUGCGGCGAAUGUGACGGCCGUGGAGGCGAAUGAAGAUCAUGGCCGACUGCGGGUUUGCUCCUCCACCGCCUCCGGCCACUUCUUCUUUGUUUACUACGACAACGACAACAUCACCACCGCCGGCGAUUCUUACGGACCCUCCGGCCGCGAACCCAGCCCAGGGCGGAUUCUCGACGUUAGUGCCCCCGGCAUUAGCGCCCGCGGGACCGUCUACGUCCUCGACUUCAUCAACAUCCUCAACGGCACCACCACCACCACCGCCGCCACAAGAUGCCCCGACCUCAACGCAACCACCGCCUGCUGCCGCGACGACGCCGGAGCCAGAGGUCACGCCGACGGUGGAGAGCUCGACCACGCCCGUGACGGUGUUCGAGACGCCUUCUUUCAGGACGCUGCCUAG
Colletotrichum chrysophilum is the source of this 864-nucleotide messenger RNA. RefSeq lists its product as uncharacterized. Lineage: Eukaryota; Fungi; Ascomycota; Sordariomycetes; Glomerellales; Glomerellaceae. The coding region runs from base 1 to 864 and encodes 287 amino acids. The transcript has 2 exons. The record is from RefSeq and is a predicted model, not a curated record.